Drosophila miranda is the source of this 748-nucleotide messenger RNA. RefSeq lists its product as uncharacterized. Bases 304 to 696 code for a protein of 130 amino acids. The transcript is spliced from 2 exons. NCBI's taxonomy places the organism in Eukaryota, Metazoa, Arthropoda, Insecta, Diptera, Drosophilidae. The record is from RefSeq and is a predicted model, not a curated record.
GCAGUGAAAAUUUGGCUGGGCGUAAUUGCCGAAUUUGCGACCGAUAUCACACUGGCAUUGAAAAAUGCAAUUUGAAUUUGAAUUGGCUUUUGGGUGUUAUCGGUCAUUAAGGUCUGGUAUUUACGUGGUAUUUUUAGUGUUACCACUUGUAUAAGGGAAUAUGGUAAUGGCAGAAAGGUGGGGAAGAAGAGGAAAAAGGUAAAACUAAUCAGAAAACAUCGAAAAAAUUACAAUUUAACUACAGAACAACUACAUAAGUUUACAAAAUCGUAUUCCUAAUAUCACAGGUAAGUAACUAAAGCUAUGGAAAAACUAAAACUACGGACAAAAUAUCUACGAUACAACAGGAGUGACAUCUACAACAAAAACAUUGAUGCAGACAAGGAGGACAAACAACAACGGAGCACCGGCCGGCAUAACAAACGCAAUGCGAACAUUGCGCUGUAUACCGGCCGGCUCUGUUGUCCCCCUGUGCCUUGUUGUUGGCUGGCUGGAUUUUUGGUGUUGGCGUGCAGCGUGGGCAAAAAAGUUGGAGAUGGCGAGCGGCUCUGGUUCGGCCGCCCAAGCUACAUCUGUCAGGUGGAGAUGGCGCAUCCAAUCAAGUGGCACUGGUCCGGCCACCCGAAGAUGCAUUGUGCGGUGUGUUGGCAUUGGCAUCGAAAAGUGAUGCCAACGGUCCGUGAAAUUUUAGAAUAGUUUUUCUAAAUAUGAAUUACCGAAAACUUUGGGUGGCUGCAAAUUAAUGUAU